Messenger RNA from Plasmodium vivax (malaria parasite P. vivax), 1888 nucleotides. RefSeq names its product lysine-tRNA ligase, putative. Gene Ontology annotation, cellular component: cytosol; cytoplasm. Gene Ontology annotation, molecular function: ATP binding; tRNA binding; lysine-tRNA ligase activity. NCBI's taxonomy places the organism in Eukaryota, Apicomplexa, Aconoidasida, Haemosporida, Plasmodiidae. The transcript has 2 exons. Bases 131 to 1888 code for a protein of 585 amino acids. Gene Ontology annotation, biological process: lysyl-tRNA aminoacylation. The record is from RefSeq and is a predicted model, not a curated record.
GCGCCAAAAUAAAAAUCUCGUUCAUUCGCAAGCGCGAAGGUAAAAACCAUAGCGACGCGCGCCCCCUGGAUAAAACCCCACUUGAACACAAUCGCUAACUCGACGAAGCGUAUCUUUUACAUCUUCACACAUGUUCAGCGAUUUACUCCCCAUCCUGAGAUACCACAAAAACAUCGGCAGCCACUUUUACAAACAGCAUUCCUGCUCAUCAGCAAUUCUGAACAAGAAUAAAAAUAUCAUCUGCCCGGUUCACUGCAAGCAGUCCUUUGCCAGAAUGAGUGAGAAAAAGGAGCACGUGAUGGAGGGCGAAAAGAAGGUCGCCAGCAACCAGCCGGCCAAGGACAAGAAAAAGGAAGAGGAGGCGGAGGUCGACCCACGGCUGUACUACGAAAACAGGUCCAAGUUAAUCCUGGAGCAAAAGGCCAAGGGCAUCAACCCCUACCCACAUAAAUUUGAGAGGACGAUAACGGUGCCGGAAUUUGUGGAAAAGUACCAACACCUGGCGAGCGGAGAGCACCUGGAAGAUACCCCCCUAAAUGUGACAGGCAGAAUAAUGAGGGUAUCCGCCUCAGGGCAGAAGCUACGCUUUUUCGAUUUGGUUGGAGAUGGAGCCAAAAUACAAGUGCUAGCCAAUUUCGCCUUCCAUGAUCAUACCAAGUCAAAUUUCGCAGAAUCGUAUGACAAGAUCAGGCGAGGAGACAUCGUAGGAAUUGUGGGGUUCCCGGGAAAAAGCAAAAAAGGAGAGUUAAGUAUAUUCCCCAAGGAAACGAUCAUCCUCUCCCCCUGUCUGCACAUGCUGCCAAUGAAGUAUGGGUUAAAGGACACAGAAAUUAGGUGCCGACAGAGGUACCUAGAUUUAAUGAUAAACGAAAACACCAGAAGUACCUUCAUUACGAGGACGAAAAUUAUUAACUACUUAAGAAAUUUCCUCAACGAUAAAGGAUUCAUAGAAGUAGAAACUCCCACCAUGAAUUUAGUAGCAGGGGGGGCAAGUGCCAGGCCAUUUAUCACUCACCAUAAUGACUUAGAUUUGGAUCUCUUCCUCCGUAUCGCCACAGAGUUACCUCUAAAAAUGCUAAUCGUAGGAGGGAUAGACAAGGUGUAUGAAAUAGGAAAGGUCUUCAGAAAUGAAGGAAUAGACAAUACGCAUAACCCAGAAUUUACUUCGUGUGAAUUCUACUGGGCUUAUGCAGACUUUUAUGACCUCAUCAAAUGGUCUGAAGAUUUUUUCUCCAGCUUAGUUAUGCACCUAUUUGGGACUUACAAAAUUUUGUAUAAUAAAGAUGGGCCAGAGAAAGAUCCCGUGGAAAUAGAUUUCACCCCUCCAUACCCUAAGGUGUCAAUUGUGGAGGAGCUCGAAAAAUUAACCAACACAAAAUUGGAACAACCGUAUGACUCCCCAGAAACGAUUAACAAAAUGAUCAACUUGAUUAAAGAAAAUAAAAUCGAAAUGCCAAACCCUCCUACUGCGGCAAAACUGUUAGAUCAGCUGGCUUCCCACUUUAUAGAAAAUAAAUACCCCAAUCAGCCUUUCUUCAUUAUUGAGCACCCACAAAUUAUGAGCCCCUUAGCCAAGUACCAUAGAUCCAAGCCGGGGCUAACUGAACGAUUGGAAAUGUUCAUCUGUGGGAAGGAAGUCCUAAAUGCAUAUACAGAAUUGAAUGACCCUUUUAAACAGAAGGAGUGCUUCUCGGCGCAACAGAAGGAUAGGGAAAAGGGAGAUGCAGAGGCCUUCCAGUUUGAUGCUUCCUUUUGUACUUCCCUCGAAUAUGGACUGCCCCCCACCGGUGGCCUUGGCCUCGGCAUCGACCGAAUCGCCAUGUUCCUAACCAACAAGAAUUGUAUUAAGGAUGUCAUCCUCUUCCCGACCAUGCGCCCCGCGAGUUAA